Messenger RNA from Nylanderia fulva, 1095 nucleotides. RefSeq lists its product as uncharacterized. NCBI's taxonomy places the organism in Eukaryota, Metazoa, Arthropoda, Insecta, Hymenoptera, Formicidae. The record is from RefSeq and is a predicted model, not a curated record.
CUCUCAUAACAUGUGUGAUUUAUGAUUGAAAUCAUCUGAUUCGCCGAUUCGAAUUCGUUUGAAAUCGUUUGAAAUUUAUGCCGCCAUGUUGUGCAGCGAGAAACAACAUUUUGACGUGAUGUUAUAAGAAGUUUUGCUCGAUAAUGGCUACGACCGAUGUUUCCCACGUCGAUGAGGGAUGUCAGUCCGAGAAGACGGUCUAUAAACGGAGGUCGUCGAUUUUCCACACGCGAAUUAUAACUUGCGACCAAACUGAAGGCAAUGAAGGUACACCUAAUAGAAACAGGUUUUCAUCAAGUAAAGUCAACGAAGAAUGUAUUGCUCAGAAAGAUGUCGAGGCAUUUAAUUUGAAAGAAUAUAUAGAGAAGCUCAAGCAAGAGCGUAAAGAUUGGCAACAAGAAUACAGGGAACGCAAGACUCAACGAAAAAAUCUGACUAAGCAGAAAAACAGUAUGAAAGGACAAGUUUUUGAUGAAAAUCUAUUGACAGAAUCUGAGAGAGAUUUCCUUCUGUCACGUCCCAAUUAUGAACAUAUCUAUCAAAAUAAUCAGAAAAUUGUUGAUGCGGCACUAAAAAUAUCUACACUCAGUCAACAUGUACAUAGAUUAAAUCAAAAAUUUAUAGAAAAGAUGGAAAAUAAUAUAUCUACAGCUACCAAAAAUAUUAUAAAACUAGAAGAUGAAUGAAAUAGAUGUUGCAUUUAGAUAUCGUUUAUUCUUACAAGUCUACAAAUUUGCAGGUAAUAAGGAAGCUUCAUAGUAAAAAUAUAAAUAACACUUAAUUAAAUAUGACAUUACACACGAUUAAUUAUACAAUACUUAUUUUGAUAGUACAAUGAUUCUGAUUGAUACAUUUAUCACAUACACCGAUUGAGUAGAAAUAUAAUAAAUACAAAAUAAUUUAUCAAUAAUAUACAAUAUUAAAUUUUAUGUUUGUGAAGUGAUCGUCUACUUUCCAUGUCUGGUACGUCAACGAAAUUCUGAAUAUUAAUUCGACCGUAUUUUUGGUUUCAAUGCGACUCAUGUGCGCGUACGAUCACGUCGUGUAUCAUAUUAAUAUUCAAUGCUUCAAAUAAUCUAAGAUUGCACAAAGUAA